Messenger RNA from Anguilla anguilla (European eel), 3891 nucleotides. It is a transcript of the gene ildr2a, whose product is annotated as immunoglobulin-like domain-containing receptor 2. Gene Ontology annotation, cellular component: membrane. Lineage: Eukaryota; Metazoa; Chordata; Actinopteri; Anguilliformes; Anguillidae. The record is from RefSeq and is a predicted model, not a curated record. Gene Ontology annotation, biological process: pancreas development.
CUUGCUUAUUCCCGUGUAGAGCGGUUUUAGGAAUGAGGCAAAAGCAGGACGGAGUGGUUUGAAGGCCAGCUCCAAAUGCCUACGUUAUUACUGGGAAAAUGGUUUUGUUACUGAUACAGUGGAUUCUCUUGGUCUUGGUUACAGUGCACAGGUGCGACGGCGUCCAGGUAUCCGUGCGGGAGGACAGGAAGUUCGCCAUGCUCUUCCAGGAAGUGACCCUUCAGUGCCAGUACUCCAGCCCCUCCACCCAGGUGCCCGUGGUGCAGUGGUGGUACAAGUCGUACUGUCAGGAUCGCACCAAGGACUCGUUCAGCCUCACCGAGCACCUGGGGAUCAAGGGGUCCGAGCUGGGCGCCUCGUCCCACCUGGACUGCUCCGACUCCGCCCGCACGGUCCGCCCCGUGGCGUCGGGACAGGGGUCCUCCCUCACCCUCGCCGAACACUACAAGGGCCGCGACAUCGCCAUCAUCAACAAGGCCGACCUCCGUAUUGGGCAGCUGCUGUGGGGGGACAGCGGCGUGUACUACUGCAAAGUGAUCAUCUCAGACGACGUUGAGGGCAAGAGCGAGGCCAAAGUGGAGUUACUGGUGCUGGGUAAGACAGGUGCGCUGGACGAUCUCCUGCCUGAGUUCGAUGUGGAGAUUAUGCCAGAGUGGGUGUUUGUGAGCGUGGUGAUCCUCGGCAGCCUGUCCUUCAUCCUGCUGGUGGGGAUCUGCUGGUGCCAGUGCUGCCCCUACUCCUGCUGCUGCUACGUGCCCUGCUGCUGCUGCCCCGAUACCUGCUGCUGCCCCCGCCACUUGUACGAGGCAGGGAAGGCGGCGAAGGCCAGCCAAUAUUAUCCCACGGGCAUGUAUCCCCCCUACUACAUCCCCGGAGUCACCACCAUGGUCCCUGUCGCCCCCUCCACCAUCUUGGAGCCCAAGGUCUCAGCCACUCCUCCCAUGGAGAACAGUGUUCCAGGAGUGCACAGUGGGUAUCGACUCCCGGCCAAUAAGGAUCAGGACUCCAUGAAGAUCGUGUACCACGUAGAGAAGGAGCUCGCGCAGUUUGACCCCGCCCACCGGUCCUGCCACCAAUCCAGCAGCAUGUCGGAGCUGAGCUCGCUCCACGAGGGCGACUCGGACUUCCGCCAGUCCUACCGCCAGGUCCAGAGGAAGGCCCUGCCCGCCAUCUCUGACCACGACGGCCAGCUGGACGACUUCCGCGCCGCCUCGUCCUCCCAAGCCCGCCGCUCCACGCGCCCCCUUCACCGUGGCAACCGAGAGGACGAUCCGCAGAGCAGCAGGUGGAACCCGCGCUCGGAGCACCUGCAGAGGAAGGUGUUCCGCGCCAGCAGCCACACGGGCUCUCUGGACGAGCUGGAGGAGUUCGCGCACACCUACAACCACCGGGGGCGCCGCGGAGACUUUCGGGACCCGCGGCGGGACUACGACCUGGAGCUGCAGGAGCGUGAGCACAACCCCCCCUUCCGGGACGGCCCGCAUCGCUACGGCGACAAGGAGGAUCCCGAGGCCUGGCUGGAGCGGCAGCAGUCGGAUCACUACAGGAAGGAGCGGGAGCGGGAACGGGACCGGGAACGGGACCGGGACCGCGAGCGGGACGGGGACUGGAGCCGCCCCCCGCCCUCGCCCCGUAAGCGCCGCGACACGGGCGACAGCGACGCGGCGCCCCCCGAAACGGCCGGGGGGGGCCCGGCGUACGACGACGCCUUCCUCAGCAGCGUGCUGGAGCGCAAGGCGCGCGGGCGGGGCGGGCGGGGCGAGGAGGACAGUUUCCAUAGCGACACGCCCUCCAAGGCCAGCUCCAAGAAGGGCAGCAGCGACUGCUACCCCAGCCGGUCGCCUAGCAACCGGCCGGAGGAGGAGGACCCGCUGCCCCCCUACUGCGAAAUUGUGGCGGAGCGGCACCGGACCGCGGAGCCUGUUCCCCGCCCCUUCUCCUACACCCGUCCCAACCCGGGCGCGUCCCACACCAUGCAGGAGCACAGGGAGGAGCGGGAGAAACCCCGAAAAGUGAACACUCUUCUAAGCAGAGAUUCUCUCAUAGUGUGAGCUCCGGAGAACAGGAGACCCACAGAGCAAACUGGACAUGCAGCAAGUAUCAAUCAACAGACUGCUCAGGCAUUACGUGUCAAUCAAAACAAUGUGAAGAAGCACUACAAAUUAAUUUUACAAACUGACUGGACAAACCUCAUGCGUCAAUCAUUAAGUACAUGGACAAUGGACAUGGUUUUAGGGCUAAUGUACUUCCUUCUUCAGGAGAAUAUACGAACCUCUGUCUGUGAUCCUGCCCUAUCGGCGUCUGCUUAUGAACACUACCGUUACAAUCUCUGCAGCCUGAGAUCUGUUUACAUUAUUGCCUGGAAUUUUCCCAGAGUUCAUUGUCCAGCAGGAAGUGGGCAGUGUGAUGGGUAGUGUAGUCUAGUGCCAAAAGGUAUAGUGUCCAAGUGGUCUAACGUCAAAAGACAAAAAAAGUGUAUACGUGUGCUUUUGCAGCCAAAAGACUGAAAAUAGCGUAUGAGUGUGAUUUUUUUGUCAGAAGACAGAAGAGAGGGUGAGUCAUUUUGCAUCAAAAGAUGGAAAAUAGUGUAUGAGUGUGGUUUUAAGACAGAAGAGAGGAGAGUGUAUGAGUGUGGUUUUGUGCCAAGAGACAUAAAACUGUGUGAGUGUGGUUUUAAGGUGGAAGAGAGAAGAGUGUACGAAUGUGGUUUGUUGUCAGAAGACAAAAAAGUGUGUGUGACUGUGGUUCUGUGACAGAAGACAGAAUAGAGUAUAUGAGUGAGGUUUGUUAUCAGAAGACAGCUGUGCAGCUGUAAUAUUAACAGAGCGAUAGAAACAGAGAUAAGAGAUGAUAAUGUAGCGAAAGGGAGGAGACUCCAGCAAGGAGGUCCCUGCACUUUCAUGAAAUUUGAAUCUUAACAGUCACAGAAGGCAGUGUCAGUGUUACUCCUCACCCUAGGUGUCUUUGGGGGAGGGGGGGGGGGUGGUUGUCUGAAGUUUCUUUCCCCACCGUGUUACCCCCAAAAGUCCUGGAGCCUGUCACUGGGCUGUGAAUAAAGGUGCUCUUCGCCUAAUGCCGUCCCUGCCUGCCUCUGCACUAAAACCCUCUGACUGCAUGAAAGCCAGCAGCACAGUGUUAUGCACUCUCCGUGAUGUCACUGCUUGACCCCGUCAGACUCCUCCCACUGUUCGCCCACGUUCAGCCAACUGUGAGGGAGGGAUUCUAGAAAUUACUCUAUGUUGGGAAAAAAUAUGAGAAAGGGCCUCUAGAGGGCCCCUGGACCCAGUAGUGCCUGGGGAAGCUUUCCCUUUUAGACCCUCUUAGCUCCACCCCUGAUCCAACCUUCAAUACACUACAUUACAUCACAUUACAUUAUAUUUUGGCAUGUAGCAGAUGCCCCUAUCCAGGGCGGAUUACACAUAUUACACGUCCAUUCCAUUUAUAUUGUUAGAUAUUUUUGUGAUACAGGUUAAGUACCGUGAUCAAUGGUACAAUGGCAGCACCCCAGCUGGGUAAUGGACCUGUGACCUUUGCAUACAAGCUCAGUUUCCGGACUGUUCUACUACACUACCCUCACCCCCCCACCCCCACCCCUUCCCCCCUUCACGCCUCCAUGUGCCCCGCUGACCCUCCUGUGGACACAACAGAAAUCGUGUUAAUCCACUGUUAGUAUUGCAAAUACUGAUUCAGAUCCCUCAAUAGCCUGGCCCUAAUACAGUAUAAAUGUAUUCCCCUUCUGUGUUUGUAUUAUAAGUUAUUGUGCAAGACUUGCUAAGGCACCAAGCGGAACAUUUGUUUGACCGUAAAUUCUUCAUACACCUUGCUGUAUUUCACUUUUUAUAAAUGUCCUCAUUGUUUUGGUUUUGAUAUAAACAUUGUCUUCAAUACAAA